AUGUCUUUCCGGGGUCGUGGCGCUGCUACGGGUGCCAAUCGUGGGGGUAACUUCGGUGGUCGCGGUGAGAUGGGAUCGUUCAUGCACGCUUGUGAGGGUGAGAUGGUUUGCGAAUCGAUCAACCCCAAGAUCCCUUACUUCAACGCACCCAUCUACCUCGAGAACAAGACUCCUAUCGGAAAGGUCGACGAGGUUCUUGGACCCAUCAACCAGGUCUACUUCACCAUCAAGCCCCAGGAAGGAAUUGUCGCGUCUUCGUUCAAGCCUGGUGACAAGGUGUACAUCGGCGGCGACAAGCUCUUGCCUUUGGAGAAGUUCCUCCCCAAGCCCAAGCCCCCGCCGGGUGCUGCGAAGCCCAAGAGAGCCGGUGGUGCGGCCCGUGGUGGCCGCGGUGGCAGAGGAGCUGGUCGUGGUGCUCCCCGGGGUGGCCGCGGUGGUGCUCCCAGAGGUCGCGGAGGUCCUCGUGGAGGCUUCGGAGGUGGCUUCCGCGGAGGUCCCUCUCGUGGUGGCGGUUUUGGCGGACGUGGAGGUGGACGUGGAGGAUUCCGACGUUAG
This is a messenger RNA of Aspergillus terreus NIH2624, 555 nucleotides long. RefSeq names its product H/ACA ribonucleoprotein complex subunit GAR1/NAF1. The record is from RefSeq and is a predicted model, not a curated record. The transcript has 5 exons. Gene Ontology annotation, biological process: ribosome biogenesis; snoRNA guided rRNA pseudouridine synthesis. Bases 1 to 555 code for a protein of 184 amino acids. NCBI's taxonomy places the organism in Eukaryota, Fungi, Ascomycota, Eurotiomycetes, Eurotiales, Aspergillaceae. Gene Ontology annotation, cellular component: box H/ACA snoRNP complex. Gene Ontology annotation, molecular function: box H/ACA snoRNA binding.